AUGGAUAUUCAUGUUCUUCAAAGCCAGCCCGCCCAGAAGGUCGCGUUUAAAGACUCUUCCACGGUUCGUGUGGGUAAUAAACUUGAUGGCAAUAAGCCACCCACCCAGCCCUCUGCUAUGCGACCCAGGCAUUUGGUCCGCGGCGGGUUCCAGCCGCGCCUUCCGACUUCGCUGCCGCCCCCAGGGCAGCAGCAGCAGCCGUCGCCGCUACCACGCCAACAGCCCGUCCCGUUGAUGCCUCCCGCGCAGCUUCAUCCGGGAGCGCCCCAGGUGGUCGCUCCGGCGCCUGCGGUCCCUCUUCAGUCGCCACCGUCUUCGGAGCUGAUGGACGUCGACCCUUCAGCCGGGCCGCCUUCCCAAGCGGUGGCUGUACAGCCUGUCCUGCAGCCGCUUUCCUUGGGCACCCCCAAGGAGUCUGACACCGCAGCGUCUUGUCCGGCGCCCACUCAGCAGCCGUCGCCGCAGCGUCAGGAGACGCUGCCUCUCUUCGUGGGUCCCGACGCCCCGUCGCGGCCAGUACCAGAACCUGCGCCCGUGGUCACAGCUGCAGGUACCUGCCGCCUGUCCCACACACCACCUCGCUGUCUACCGAAGACGAAUCACCCUCUUCACGACUCCAAGGAGGAACAUCUACAGACACCAGGAGCGACCAGCGCCCAGGAGUUCCGCAAUGAGGCAGUGCCGCCGAAGCAUGUCUACACCUACAUACAUACUCCGAUGACGACUGAAGAGCAUGAAGGACCGUACUUAGUAGGAUACAACAUGUAA
Schistocerca americana (American grasshopper) is the source of this 768-nucleotide messenger RNA. Its product is annotated as proline-rich protein 2-like. The coding region runs from base 1 to 768 and encodes 255 amino acids. The transcript has 3 exons. Lineage: Eukaryota; Metazoa; Arthropoda; Insecta; Orthoptera; Acrididae. The record is from RefSeq and is a predicted model, not a curated record.